CAGCUAACAGCGGGGUUGCUACCAUAUAAAACUCGCGGGCUGCACUAACAUUUAACUUUCAUAUUAAGGUGGGGGCCACAAAAUAUCGUCCCGAGGGCCGCAAUUGGCCCGUGGGCCGCGAGUUUGAGACCCCUGAUUUAAACUGAUUGCUGACAAUGUGAAGGCAGCAUAAUCGUCGCCAUAGCAACAGGACGCCAUUAGGCAGCAGGAUAACGCCCCUGCCCCUUUUCUUAGAGUUUUGACCGUGGUCACAUCGGUGUUUUUUUUGUAAAGUUAGUGAACGUCAAGUAGAAAACUGCAACAGGAGCGCGACACGUCGAGAAAACUGCGUCGAAGAUGCCGGUGCUAAUAACGGACUACGUAUGGACACAGACGGACUCCACGGUCUGCUUAAGUGUGCCACUAAAAGGAACGAAAGUUAGUCACGUGGACAUCCUGUCUACAGAUGAAUACCUGAAGGUGCAUUACCCACCAUAUCUGUUUGAAGCCUUCCUAUUUGAACCUGUUGAUGACGACAGAAGCACUGCAAAGGUCGGAGAUGGAGUUGCAGUUUUUAGUAUGCCAAAGAGAACCAAUAAAGUCUGGGAGCAUCUGAUGAAAGCUACAAAUAAUAAAGAAAAGAAGGAGGUCAGAGAAAGGUCUUUGUUGACGUACCAGGAGAAGCGCUCUGCACAGUCCAUAUCAAAGGCAAAGAAACAACAUGCAGAGAAGAAAUAUGCACUGGAGAAAAUGAUGAAGCUUGAAAAGGAGAAAAUAGACGGUAUCCAGAAAAUCAAGGAGGGAGAGCGAGAGAAAAGCAAAGCAGAGUUGACCGCAUGGAAACUGAGACAAAAACAAAGAGCAGAGCAAGAAGACCAACUCAAAGUCUACAGUCAGGGACAGAAUCAAGACGGACUGCAAAGCACAACAGAGAAGCAGCAAAAUGGCUUUUCUCAUAGAGCAAGUUUUAAACAGGAUCAACGAAGUGAGAGUGAAGCAAAGAGCAAGAGCAAACAAAAGGAUCUGCCUGCUCCGAGACUUGUUGGAAACAUCGAAGUCACAUUCACCCUGCGGCUUUUUCCAACAGCCCUGAGGGAAUCAAAAGUGAUAGAGGAGGAAGAGUGGCUCAAACAACAAGCUGAAUCCAGGCGUACCGGGAGUGUAGCUGUAGAAGAGCUGGAGGACCUGAAGGAGGAGCAGAGGAAUCCUGAUUGGUUGAAGGACAAAGGGGACAAAUGUUUUGUGAGUGGGGACCACCUUGGGGCAGUGAACGCGUACAGCCUGGCUAUCAGGCUAAACAGAAAGAUCCCAGCUCUAUAUUCAAACAGGGCUGCCUGCCAUCUGAAGUUAAAAAACCUUCACAAGGCCAUUGAGGACUCCUCUCAGGCACUUGAUCUGUUAACUCCACCAGUUGCCGCCAAUGCAGCAGCCAGAACUAAAGCCAAUGUCCGCCGAGGAUCUGCCUUCUGCCAGCUACAGCUCUACGCAGAAGGCCUACACGACUACCAAGCUGCUCUAAUGAUUGAAUCUGACAACGAAGCGCUGCAAGCAGACACGCAGAGAAUCAUAGACAUUAUUCAAGGCACUGCAACGAGCCCCUAGUCACGCUGAAACACAAGCUGCUGUGAAUAUAGAAUAUAGAUGUAUAUUGUUGGUGUUAUUUGUGUGUCACCCAAAGGCAAUUCAUAUUGCAGCCUUUUCUGUAAACUAAUAUGGAAGUUCACUGCAUCUCAGUAAAUUCAGUACAUGAAUAAAAUUAAGUAGUACAUUAAACAUAUUCUGGGAGAGAAAGAGAAUCACACUUUUAUAGUUAUAACACCCGUUCACUCCGAGCAGCACAUGACCGCUGCCUUUAAUCUUGCAAACUUUAUUAACCUUAUCCAUGAACAGUAAUAAAAUACCAAGUACUUCCAGUUCCUUUCCUCGAACCACAUCCAUUUUUUAACUCAGUCAUACCACUUCUGUGGUAGUUUAGACCAUGGUUGGUUUUCAAUGGGUGAAGAAAUUGUGUUGUGUGAUUCAACAAUGACGUUGGGGUGAAAGGAAAAGGGAGCCCCAUGCUACCCCACUGCAGUCAAUCAAAUUUUAUUUAUACAGUGAUUUAUUUAGGUUUAUAUCAAAGAUGAACCAGAGUAUAUAGCGACUGUUACAGUUAAAUUAGUCUCAUGCUGUACUUGUGAUCAUUGUCAUCCACUGAAACUCAAACUCAAUGUUUGGUGAUUCUCAAGUUAUCAGUACCCCCGAUAAAAUGGGUAUGAAAAUUCUCCCACAAUUUACGAAGAUAAAAACACACCACAACAAUUAUAAUCUAGAAAUAAAAUAAUCAGGGUUAUAUUUGUAUUAUUAGUAGGCAUCUCUACAGCAUUUCAAGGGCAAAGUAUAAGCUUGUCUGCUUGAUCAUUAUUGCCUAUUUGAUUACUGAGACCUCCUGAUCACUUUUUAAAUUUGAAUUUCCAACAUUCUGUGUACUGUGUGUAUCGUUCCUUUUAAUAUUCUUUUUUUUUUUACUUUGCUCUCUUCACUGGUUAAUAGUAGCUUCCCACAUUCACUUCAAAACACUGGUACUCACUCUGAAUGUAUCGGGUCCAGUCUACAUCUAGGACAUGGUCAAACCUUACAUCCAUAUCCGCUAUGCAUCUGCCAAACUGCUUGGGCCUCCCUUACUGAGAACAAAACACUUGACAAGAUCACAACUCAGCAGAGAGCCUUUACAUAUUCCGCCACAAACUAAAGACACAACACUAUACCUUGAGUGAAAACACUAACAAAUUGGAGCACUUAAAUUGUACUUACAGUUUUUCUCAAUUGUUUACACACAAAUACUGGUACUUGACACACAAUGACCACAACAUGUAACUCAUGCACCAACCCCCUGAACCAAUUCUGCUAAACUACAAGCACAAUUCUUGCUUUACACUCAAAUUGCAGUUCUAAAACACACUUUUUUCAAAACACUACACACAAUUCUCUCCACAAUUUUCAUGAAGAAAAUUUUGUUUUCACAAGAAAAACACUGUCAUUCAAAAUUCUAAAGAUUCUUAUUCCUUCUGAAGCCUGUAAACCCAUGAAUCUCCUUUUUCCCAGAGGGCAUCUGCCUUUUGGCAAUUUCCCUACUAUGCACACAGACUCAUCACAUGGGCAAACACCUGUCACACAGUGUUACAAUUAGGAAUCAGAGCUUUAGCAUAAAAGGGCAACAGGUGAGCUCUUCUGUUUUGGAGCAAUGGAUGCCAACAUUAGAAACAGAGCCAGAGGAGUGAGAGUAAGAGGAGGAGGACAAAGACGAGGAAGGCCAAGGAACUUAAACUCUGAUGAGAUCCAAGCCACUUUGGUUGACCAAAGCUAUGGAGGAAUUCUUUUCUGCCUGGAGAUGGAAAGUGUAUGACCGGAAGACACAUGUGGAGAUAUAGCAGUUGAUGCUUUUCAUGGCUGGAUUCGACAUUCUAAGCAAUAUUUCCCCCACUGCUUGGCCAGGGAAAACAUUGCUUGUGAUGUGGAUGAGGUGCUGUGGAACAGACCGGAACAGAAGAGAGGAUGCAGCAUAGUUUUUUACUGUAACUGUAUACAGUAACAUUCUUCUGUUGUUUUGGAUGUAGACCACUGUAUGUGCAACUUUGUGUUGGUUGGGAUGUACACUGUGUCCAUGUCACGACCGGACGGUGGACGGGAACCCAAAUGCACGACUCACACAACGUGGUGCGAAAAAAGAAUCAAAGUUUAUUAACAAAAGGGCAGGGCAUGGCCGCUGAAAUAAAAAUCACUCGUGGGCGAGGAAAAACCGAUCUAGAGACAAAAACUGAAAGCAGGCUCAAUUAAGGUGUCGACAAAAAACGAGGCAAGACUGUGGACAUACGUAACGCUGGCACGGUGGCUUGGGACAAGACGAACUGGCACAGGACAGAGGGGGACUCAGACAAUAUAUACACACACAUAGGGGAAGUGCACAGGUGGAGACAAUCAGGGGAGGGGCGGCAAUCACACCGACACAAGAGGAAGGGGAAAGUUGCCUGAAACAAGGGGAAGGUUCAUUUUCCAAAAUAAAACAGGAACUCACGAGACGGACACGAGACAACCUAACUAACAUCUUUUUCUGGACAUGACAGUCCAUUGUUUUCGUGGGGGAAAAUAAAAUAUAUUUGUUACCAUGUAUUUGUGUGUUCUGAGUAUAAAAACAAUAUUUUACAACACAUAUGUAUGUACUGUCUGUAGUAACACUAAACAAAAAAAAGGUCAAAGUCUUUUUGAUGAAUGGAGAAUUGUCCAUUCAUCAUAGUGUUUUAAAUUGAGCACAUCAGUGUUCAACUGGUUCUUAUAAAAGUCUAUUCAUAUGAUGGUUUGUGUAUGUCAUUUGAAAACAAAUUACAUUGUUUUGAAUGUAAAGUUUAAUUUUGCAGGAGUAUUGAGGGGCUUUGCCCAUUGUGUGUGUGUGUUUUUUGAUUUGUGUGUAGAGUUCUGAGAGUAUGAGGCAUGCUGUAAGAAAAUGUGUGUAAACAAUCGAGAAAAACUAAUUUAGGUUGGAGUGAUAUAGCGAAUGAAUGAAUACCUCACGUUAAAUUACAUUUCUUAUUGUGCUAUGUGUAAGGUACACACAGUGCCUCCUGCAGAUCUGGUUCUGGCACAGGUAAGUUACCUGUAACAUGCCAAUCCUUCAAAAGGUGACUAGUGUCGACAAUAGUACCUCGGUCAGAGAGAACCAAGCCCAUAGGAUUGAUUUAAAUUGUGUCAUUGAUGCGUAACUAAUAGAGAUGAGCGAGUACAGCAUUAUCUGUAUCUGUAUCUGUUGAACCAUAUAAAUUAUCUGUAUCCGUAUCUGUACUCGGAUGGGGCAGGGCCUAACCCGAAAGUGGGCAGGGCUUACCCCGUAAGUUGUCGGGUUGUCUUGAAAUGGGCUGGGCUUUAACCGUUAUGCUAUUUUUAAAGCAUGCAAUUGACCCUUCGUAGGGAGCUUGAUUAACAGGUGAUAUGACCAAUCAUACAAUAACUUUAAAAACAGUGUACUGUACUGACGCAUUUCUGCGGUUAAAACAGCAUUCCUUCUUAAUUCUUCUGUUCAUUGAUGUUAAUCACUCAUUAUUCUGUAUCACUGAUGAUGAUGAGAGAGAGGGGAAGUGUGUGUGUGUGUGUGUGGCUUAAUUUGUUAAAAAAAUCUCUGACACGCAAUGCCAGUCGCAUUCUUCAGCACCACGUCUUAACAAGCCCCACGUUUACCUGAACUCUACUAGUUAAGAACAACAAACCGAUGUAAAAAAAAAGAAACCUGAAGCCGAAGAAAUCCUUUAAAUCUAUCGGGAAAGACCCGCGAACCUGAUGACUGAGGGAGGGAGAGAGGAGUUCUGUGUAUUGUUAGGGAAGAAUUUGGUGAGCAGCAUGGGUGUGAGUCCCUCAGGACUGUGGGGUGACCCUUCUUGGGUCACCUUGACCUGUCCGAGGCUAAAUAGAGAGGCCAGCAGAUGCCUUGACUGAUCCAUAUCCUGUGUGUUAUUUGUUUUCUGGGUUGAUGAUUGACGGGGCGCCAUCAAGGGGGGUCAGGGGUGUUGACUUACGACCUAUGGGAAUUUUCCUCUAACUCUGUCCUGAGGGUUAAGGGGGGGUGACAGGGGUCCUUUUCCAGAAAGGUAUAAAAACUCUCUGUACCCCUCUCCCCUUUGUCAGAUCUUCCUGCUCCUCUGAGGGAGAAGGAACAAUCUUUCCCUUUUCGGCUGAAUUGUAGUCAUUUGACUUCUGUCUGUACUUACGGCUUGUGUUGAUGAUUUCUGUAUUCCUUUUCAUUUUUCUAUAUGCUAGUUAGUAAUAAAUACUUAAUCAUAAAGCGAGUUCAAGAUACUUUUGAUUUCUCACAAGGCUUCAAUCCACAAAUUUCCA
Molecule: messenger RNA, 5841 nt
Organism: Pungitius pungitius (ninespine stickleback)
Lineage: Eukaryota; Metazoa; Chordata; Actinopteri; Perciformes; Gasterosteidae
Gene: dnaaf4
Product: dynein axonemal assembly factor 4
Exons: 9
Coding region: 337-1581 (414 amino acids)
Biological process (GO): heart development; determination of left/right symmetry; outer dynein arm assembly
Molecular function (GO): nuclear estrogen receptor binding
Source: RefSeq, a predicted model, not a curated record